UCAGCCAUAUGUCUAGAUAGCCAUACAGCACUUGCCAAUAGACGCGGGCAAGCGUGGCAUAAUUAGCCAACCGACCCUUUUAAUUUUCUCAAAUUCCCCCUGUACAAGACUUUAUACUAAAACAUUCUACUUCUUCUUUGUUUUCUUAUCGAUGUGGGACAAUUUCCUGGUUUAUAACAGUUCCGUCUCCUCCUUUCCUCCAAAAACAGUUAGGGCAGAAGAAGGAGCAUGACGAACUGAAGAAAACUAAAUUCUCUGUUAUCCCACUGCCAUGGAUUACCUCAAAACAGUGGUACCUUCUCAGCUCUUCGCUGAGAGAGGUUCGGAUAUAGUUGUCAUCAACCCAGGUUCUGCAAAUAUUCGAAUUGGGCUAGCUCAACAUGACAGUCCUCUUAACAUUCCUCAUUGCAUCGCUCGACGAGUUUCAGGAGGCAAUCAGCAGCCUAGAAGGAAUGUACAGGACCAGUUGCUUAAUUCUCAAGUUACUACGGCUCAACAUAUGGAGAGGGAGAGGGCGUAUGACAUGAUUGCUUCUCUAUUAAAGAUUCCGUUCCUAGAUGAAGAGGUGGCUAAUAGUUCAUUCCCCAGGAAGAUGGGACGAGUAGAUGGCCACAUGCCACAGAGCAACAAGAAGGAAACAGCAUUUACCUGGACUGAUGUGGAGGUGAAAGCUGAAUCAUCUCCACCAUUAGAAAAUUCACAGAAUAUAGGCAAAGUGGGAGAAAUUUCUGAACUCGAUGACACUACCACCACAAAGGACCUUGGUUUAGUUGAGCGCAAAUUAAGAGAGUAUGUUUGUGGUGAGGAAGCUUUGACAAUAUCCCCAACAGAGCCAUAUACUCUACGCCGCCCUAUUCGUAGAGGUCACCUCAAUAUCUCGCAACACUAUCCCAUGCAGCAGGUCAUAGAAGACAUGCAGACCAUCUGGGAUUGGAUUUUGACUGAGAAACUUCAUAUUCCUCGCAGUGAGAGAAACAUGUUUUCCGCUCUUAUUGUCGUGCCAGAAACAUUUGAUAACCGUGAAAUAAAAGAGUUGGUGUCUAUUGUCCUUAGGGAUUUGAAUUUCAGCUCAGCAGUGGUUCAUCAGGAAGGUCUAGCUGCAGUUUUUGGGAAUGGUUUAUCAACAGCAUGUGUCGUAAAUAUUGGUGCUCAAGUGACCUCUGUUAUCUGCAUUGAGGAUGGAUUGGCUCUACCAAAUACACUUUUGACCUUGCGUUAUGGUGGAGAGGACAUAUCAAGAUGUCUUCUCUGGACCCAACGCCAUCAUCAAACAUGGCCCCCAAUUAGAACUGAUGUUCUAACAAAGCCUGUUGACUUAUUGAUGCUUAAUAGACUAAAAGAGACAUACUGUCAGAUUAGAGAGGGGGAACUUGAAGCUGUCGCAGUGGUCCAUUCAUAUGAAGACGGCAUGCCUGCUGCUUCUCACAAGACUAGGCUAACUGCUCUAAAUGUUCCUCCAAUGGGUCUAUUUUAUCCUAUGCUUCUGGUUCCAGAUGUUUUCCCUCCACCACCUCGCACUUGGUUUAAUGACCACGAAGAUAUGCUGGAAGAUGCAUAUGAAUUUACCAGAAGAACUGACAUGUCAGAUGGCUUCUAUCCUGUCUACAGUGGUGGGUUCUCAAUGUGGGAUAGCUACCCAAUGUUUCAAUCCAGACCCAAGAAAGAAGAUAGUAUUGGUCUUGCAGAAGCAAUUUCAAAGAGCAUUCUUUCAACAGGCCGUAUAGAUCUCCAGAGAAAACUGUUCUGCAGCAUACAACUGGUUGGCGGAGUGGCGUUGACAUCCAGUCUUAUUUCUGCUGUUGAGGAUAGAGUAUUACAUGCAAUUCCAUCAACAGAAGCAAUUGACACUGUGGAGGUUUUACCAUCAAGAACAAUUCCAAAUUUUGUAUCAUGGAAAGGUGGAGCUAUACUUGGCAUUCUUGAUUUCUCACGCGAUGUGUGGAUACACAGAGAGGAUUGGAUUCGAAAUGGGAUUCAUGUAGGAAGUGGCAGAAAAUACAAAGACUCUCACUUUCUCCAAGGACAAGUUAUGUGUUACAUUAACUCUUAAAAGUUUAGCUCUUUUUAUUAGUGUUCAUCUGAAAUGUUUGAUUUGAAUUGGAGAAUGUUUAGAUUUCUUGAAACUCAUGGCAUCCAAAUUUGAGAAUAUGGGUAUUUCAUUUCA
Impatiens glandulifera is the source of this 2164-nucleotide messenger RNA. Its product is annotated as actin-related protein 9. Gene Ontology annotation, biological process: double-strand break repair; regulation of DNA-templated transcription. The transcript has 20 exons. The record is from RefSeq and is a predicted model, not a curated record. Gene Ontology annotation, cellular component: Ino80 complex. The coding region runs from base 272 to 2050 and encodes 592 amino acids. Lineage: Eukaryota; Viridiplantae; Streptophyta; Magnoliopsida; Ericales; Balsaminaceae.